Didymodactylos carnosus is the source of this 10842-nucleotide messenger RNA. The record is from the annotation of a GenBank genome assembly. NCBI's taxonomy places the organism in Eukaryota, Metazoa, Rotifera, Eurotatoria, Philodinida, Philodinidae.
AUGCUUGAUUAUACAAAUAAUUAUUCAAAUAAAAUAUCAUUAGAUCAAGAAGAAACAUAUAAUAUUCAACGUUAUCGUUUAACAAUUGUUCAAUUAACGAUGUUACAACAACAAAUUCAAGAAUAUAAAUUAAUAAUUAAUGAUCAUUUAAAUGAUCAAGAACAACGACCAUCAUAUGCUAAACAUCAUCUAUUAAAAAUAAAACAAAAUUUUGAUAUAUUAGAAAAUAAAAUUGAAACAAUUUUACAAACAGAAAAUGAAAAAAAUUUUCUUGAACAAUCAAUUAAUGAUCAAUUUAAAAAUUUAAAAUUAUUAUUAAAUAAAAUUGAACAAGAACAAAAAUUAAUUGAAUCAAAUAUUUUAAAUGAAAAUUUUUUUCAAAUAAAAUUUGAACAAUAUGAAAAAAUAUCAAAUAAUUUAUGGAUUCAAAUUGAACAAUGUAAAGAUGAAUUACAAAAAUCUAUUGAACAAUAUAAUAUUAAAAAUCAUGAUAAUUUAAAACAACGUGAAUUUUUAAAAUUAAAACAAGAUAUUGAUCAAAUGCGAGAAAUAAAAGAACAAAAAUUAAAUUAUCUAAAAGAUGGUCUAAAAUAUUAUAAUUAUUUACGUGAUAAAACGGCAAUAUUAACUCAACAAAUCAAUGAUUGUGAUAAACAAAUGAAUAGAUUAGCAAUAAAUAGAAGUAUGAUCAAAGAAAGUGAUAUUGUUCAGACAUUACAGACCGUUCGAACAGUGUUGAAAGAAACGGAGCCUAUGUACGAUGAAAUAUAUACAUUAUCACGAGAUAUCGAAGAAAAAUAUUUAAUAUCCGAUAAUGGAACAUUAAAAGAAUUAAAUCAUAAAAUGCAACAUGUCUCAGGUCUAGUUCAGGACAAUGUUAAAUACUUAAGUGAAAUUCAAGAUGAAAAACAAAAACGUGAUCAUUUACUCGAACAAUUAACAACAUGGAUGGAAAAUAAACAAAUCAGAUUUAAUCAAUUGAAUGACAGAAAUUAUGAUGAAAAUACAAUAAUAGAAAGAAUGAAUCGAAUAGAAUUUGAAUUAAAUACUAUAAAAGAGGGUUAUUCGAUAUUAAAAAAUGUUCAAAAUAUUCAAGAACAUUUACGAGGAAUAUUGGAUGAAAAUGAUGUACAGACCAUUGAUGAACUCAUUGGACAAUGUCAGCAACAAUUACAUCUGAUAGAAAAUUCUCAUAUUGACACACUCAAAUCAAUGAAACAAAUUCAAACUAGUUGGAGUAAAUUAACAGAUUCAUGUACAGAAGCACAACAAUCACUUGAGAAUAAUCGACUAUUAUUCGAAAAAAUUUCUAAUAAACAAAGUGUAACACCAGAAAAUAUACAAAAACAAUUACAAAUAUUAGAGUCAUUAAAAUAUGAUCUCGAUGAUUCAACACAAAUGUUUGAUUCUCUAAAAACUAUGGCUGAAACAUUACAUCAUAAUCAAAUUUUAGAAAAAGCAAAUGAAAUGAUAUUGAUAAAAAAUAAUUUAGCUCAUAAUAUUCAGAACGAUAGUAAACAACGACAAGAAAUGUUAACACAAUAUAAUCAUUUUAUUGAACAAUUUAAUCAAACACAAUCAGCAGCCAUUCAAUUAUUAAAUGAACAAAAUGAACAAUUUUCAAAACAAACAUUAAUUCAAGAUCCAAUUAUCAAAUGGGAGAAAUUUAAACAAUCAUCAUCAACAAUGAGAACAUCGUAUGAAAAUGUACACGAAUUAGGAACAAAAUUAAUAAAUGAAUAUUUUAAUUUUAAAAAUAUUUGUCGUUCGAUUUCAUCAACACUUGAUAUUGGAGAAAAAAAUCGAAAAUCAUUUGAAACAUCAUUAAAUAAUACUGAAAAAAUUUAUACGAGUGCUAUUGAAGAACAUCAUCGACGUCAAACACAUAUUGAAAAUUUUGACAAACAAAUUAGUAUAUUUGAAAAUACUUUUCAAAAUUUUGAUCAUAUACAAAAUUUACAAGAAUUAGAUCAAUCAUUUAAUACAAUAAUGGAGAAUAUUGAUAAUAUUCAAUCAAAAAUACAAUAUUUACUUGAUCAAUCUAAAAAUGAUAGUGAUUUUAUUAAUUUAAAAUCACGUUUAAAUUCUUUAAAGAUAAAUAUUCAACAUCAAAUGGAACAUAUUCGACCCAUUUUAAUUGAAAAAGAAGCAAAACAAAUUAUUAUCGAAUCAUCAUCAGAUUGGCUUAAUAAAAUAAAUAAAAAUUUAAUUGUAUACAAAACAGAACCUGUUUCAAUUCAAUAUGAUUUAAUGACAAGUCGUCUAACAGAUAUUUCUCGUGAAAUUCAAAUUAAACUUGAUCAAUUAAAAACAAUUACCAAUGAUGACAAUGAUUUAAUUGAACAUUUUAAAAAUGUCGACAAAGAUAUUGAGUUGAUUUUAAAAGAAAGAGAAAAAACACAAACAAAAGUAGUAGCACUCGACAAAAAUGUCACUAGUAUUGAUCAAGAAGUUGAAAAAUUAAGACUCGAAAUAGAUCAAAAAUCUUAUGAUACAAAUAUUUCAAUGGAUCAACGAUUACUCGAAAUAGAGACAUUAAAUAAUAAUUUAAGAAAUAAACAAAUGAAUCUAAGUGAAUGUAAAGAAUUGUUAAACAAUAUUCAAAAUAGUAUAAGUGAUAUUGAUAAAAAUGAAUAUUUUGGUCAUAUACGUUCAGUUGAACGACACAUAGAUGAAAUUCAACAACGUCAUAAACUGAAUGAUACAAAAUUAAAACAAAAUCAAAUAGUAUUCAAUGAAUUACUAAUGAAUUUAAAAACCAUUCAUAAAAAUUCUUCUGAUUAUAAACAUGCAUUAAAUGAAAUUAAUGAUAUGAACAUAAAUGAACUCAAUUCAUUUGAUACGCUUAGUCGAGAAUUUCAAGGUGAAGAAAAUCAUUUAAAUACACUUACAACAAAAUUACGGACAAUUACGUCUGAUUUAAGUGUUCAAGAACGACAACAAGCAGAAUUAGAAAUUAAUAAAAUUGUGAAUGAAUUAGAUCAAUUACGACAACAAACAGAAAAACGAAAAGAACGUUUAAAUAUGUUAAUUCAACAACGACAAGAAUUUGAUACAGCAUCAAAUCGUUUAACAAUGUGGAUAGAUGAUAGAUUACGUGUAAUUACAACUGAACAAACGAUACCAUUCAAAUCAAGUGAAAUUGAACGUUUACAUAAAAAACAUUUGGAUAUAAUCAAUGAAAUAAAAUUUCAACGCAUCACGUUAGAUAAUAUGAUGAAAUUGAGUGAAGAAAUUAAGAAUGGUUAUUCUCAUGAAGGACAAAAUGAAAUUGAUCUUCAUAUGAAUGACAUUGUUCGAAAACUCAAUCAUCUUGAUGAAACAAUUAAUGAUCGUGAUCGUUUAUUGAAUGAUGCUAAUGAACAACGACGUGAAUUUGAUCGUUUAACACAAAUAUUGACUGAUUGGAUAAAAACAAUUGAAUAUCAAGUAAAAGAACCAAUAACAAAUGAUUUACAAACACAACAUACAAUUAAGGAAAAAUUAAAAAUUAUUAAUAAUCUUCUUCAAAAUACGACUGAUCGUACGAAAGAGUUUGACGAUUUGUUACGAGUCAAACAUACAGUCGUAUCAACAUUAAGUGAACCGGAUAAAUUGAUAUUAAAUGAAAAAUAUACGUUAAUAAAAGAAAAAUAUACUCGAUUAUCCGAGAAUUUAGCUGUGCGUUUGACGGCACUCGAUGAGGCGAGUCGAGAACGUGCUGAAUUUGAACUACAAUUUGAUCAAAUUCAACAAUUAAAUACACAAUUACAUAAUGAAUUACAAAAUUUACAACAAUCAUCAAAAAUUAUAGAUGGUAGUCAAAUAAUAGAGAGUCCUCGAGGAAGACUAAGUCAAAUGCCAAUUGAAAUGCGUCUUGAACGUUUAAAAAUGUUGAGUGAAAAAGUUGAUGAGGCAAAUAAUCAUAUUCGAGAAUUAAGUCGUACACAACGUUUAUUAACUAGUAAAGGGCAUCGUCUUGAACGAAUUGGUAGUAGUGGUGGAAAUAUUGGUGAAAUAAAUUCAAAUUUAAAAACAAUUGAAUUACAAUUGCAUAAUGAAAUUGAACGAAUGGAACGUGCUGUUCAAGCAGAAAAUGAUCUACAUGAAAUUGAAAAAGAACUUGAUGUCUAUAUGAAUACAUGUGCUGAACAAUUGAAAUCGAGUCAAUAUCAUCCAGAAAAAUCAACUAUUUAUCAAACUGUUUCCGAUCGUUUAAUACAAGCUGAACAUGGAUUUGAAAAAUUGUUAACACUUUCUGAACGUCUUUCACACGAUAUACCAACUGAACAAUUUGAUGUAAUUCAACAUUCUAUUCAACGACGUCAAGAGCGUUUACAAACAUUGAUUAAAUCGUGUUCACAAUCGAAAUUAGACCAUGAACAAAUGUUAAAAACACAACAUAAACUACAUGAAGAGUUAUUUUCAUUGCACGAUUGGUUAAAACGUUUAACAAACGAUUUGUCGUAUCCAAUUGAACUGAAUUUAUCAUUGAAUAGUGUUAAUGAUGCACAAGAUGUUGUCACUCAAUUAACGUCGUCUAUUGAUCAACGGCUAGCACAUUUAGAACAACUACUUCAUGAUGAAUCAUCAUUAUUAACUAGUAAUAAAGGAGAAGUUUAUACUCAACAAACUCGAGAACGUUUAGAAGAGCUUGAACAAACAAAACAACAAAUUCAGAGUUUGUUAAACCAACGACGUCAUACCUUAGAAGAUAUUCAUCAGCGUAUGAGUCAAUUUCUCAAAGUUGUAAAUGAUGUUAAAACAACUAUCAGUGAUGCUGAUUUUAAAUUAGCACCAUUUUUUGAUGGAUACGAUCGUACUCGUUUAGAUUUACAUGAACAAGAAUUAGAAACAUUGGAACAAACUUGUACUCAACAAACGUAUAGACUCAAUGAAGCAGUUAAACUGUCAGAUUCAUUACGACCACAUUUAAGAAAUAAUGCACGCGAUUUAUGCGAUACUCAAAUUCGAAAUCAUCAUCAAAUUAUCGAAGAUUUAGAGAUUCGCAUACGUCAAAGACGAAAAGAACUAAACGAUAUUCGACAAAAAUCUGAACGAUUUAAUAUGAGUAUCGUGCAUUUACAAUCCGAUACUACUCGUCUAUUAACUAUGAUUGAAAAAGCACCGGAUGGUGCUGAGAGUUUAGUAUCAGAAAUUGAUACCACAUUCUCUGCAUUACAAUAUCUUGGACGUGAUUUAAAAAAGUCCUUGGAUCUUUCAAGCUCGUCAGAUAUCGAUCGUGAAUUAAAAGAUGUUGCAAGUUCAGUUGAAACAGUUCGAGAUAGUUUAGAUCGUGCUAAACGAACAUAUGAGGAGAAUGAAGCAUUACGUGAAAGAAUUGAACGAAUAUUAAACAAAGCAAAAUUAUUUGCUAAUAGAAAACGACAAGAAUUACAACAAAGUACGGAUAGUGGUUACGUUAGUGUGGAUUUAAUGAGACGAUCGGUGGAAAUAAAGAGUUUCAUAAAAGACGUUGAUAUAGAAACAUCUGGCUUAUCUGAGUUAUCCGAUUUGAUUGUCACAUUGUCUGAACGAAAGUAUGAUUCACAAAUUGUACGUUCACUCGAGAAAAAGCAUGAGGAUGCAUUACAUGAUCUAAAACUAUUACGAAUGGAAACAAUAAAAACUGUUGAAAAUAUUGAUCAACAAACUCAAGAACAGGAAAAAUUACGACAAAACGCACGAUCAAUUCUCUCGUUGUUGCAACGUGCAAAAGUAAACCUUAUUGAAUUGAGACCAACAAUAAAUGAUGAAGCUAAUCAAAAAUUAAAGAAAGUUGAUAAUGAUUUAACAACGACUCUAGAUGAAUUUCAAAUUGCAUGGGAAAAUUAUCGUCAUGAGUACGAAUAUGUAUCAGAUGAUCUAGAGAAAUUAGUAUCACGUGUGGGAGAAGAUAUGAACGAUGUCAAGACUCGUUAUACGGAAAAAGAAGCUGAAUUAAAUUCGUAUCGUACAUUAAACAAUGAAUAUGAAAUAUGUGUUGAAAAAAUACUUGUUAUUAUGCGUUUAAUUGAAAAUAAAACAAAAAAUCCAUCAACAAAUGUAAAAGAAAGUUUACACAUUUUAAAGGAAUUGGAAGUAGAAAUGCAAGGAUAUCGUCCAAUGAUCGAUCGUUUACAAUUAUUGUCAUCAACAUUAAGUUCCCAAUUAACAGAUCCAAAUGAACGUGAUCGCAUUCGAAAACGUUUGAAUGAAAUAACAAGAAAAUGGUCUGAAUUAGAACAAGAAAUUUUAACUGAAGAAGAAGAUAUGCAAGAAAUGAAAAAUAUUACGGAGCAAUAUACAGAAGUUAAUGAUAUUUGUGAUAGUUGGCUUCGUCAAGCGCGUACAAUAAAUGAUGAAUUAGUGAAUGCACAUAGUAUGGAAACAUUUGAUAAUUUGAUACCGAAAGCUAAAACUACUAUUUUCGAAUAUCAAUCAUGUAUUGAACAUUUACAACGAUUAAGAAAUCGAUUAAAUCGUCUUGUACAAACAAAUCGAACACCAGAAGCAACAAAAAAAUUAGCUGAUCUUGAAAGUUUACUAAAAGAUUUAUCAAAUAUUCGUGAAAAUGUUGAACAAUCUAUUGAAUCUAGUCAAAAAACUCAUUAUCAAAUGAAUGAAUUUGAAAAACAAUGUUUAUUUUAUAAACAAUGGCUGGAUAAUAUCGAUCGACAAUUACAAAACAUGGAUCAAUUAUUAACUAUUGAAAAAAUACAUCGAUGUAACGAUAUUCAUGUCGAAUUAGAGAAACGAAAACAAAUAAUUGCAAAUCUGUUACAUGAAUAUCCUCAUAUAUCACAUAUCAAACAGUCAAGUACAAAUGUUCAACAUUUAUUAAUUAAUAUUGAACGACUUAAAACGAGAGUGAUUAACCAGCAGCAGGAAUGUGAAAAACAAAAUCGACAACAACAAGAAUUUCGAAUACAAAUCGAUAAUCUAGUCGAAUGGUUAAAACAAAUUCAUCGAUAUGAACCACUAACUGACAAACGUGAUGUUGAAUCAUUAGAACGAGAAUUAACAAGUCUAGAUGAAAAAUAUAUACAAAUUGAAAAAAAUUGUCAUGAAAUCGAUACUUUACUACGAAAUAUAAACAAUUCUGGUUUACCAGCUGAAUCAAUUCAAAAACUUCGACAAGAAAGUGAUCAGGUUAAAGAACGAUAUUUGGGAUCAUUAACAGAGUUAGAAACUAAAAAGAACUUUUUAAAAAAAUCUUUAAAAGAUGUUGAUCAACAAAAUAGAACAUAUCGCGAUUAUCAAGAUUCACUUGAUAAACUAUCAACAUUAGUUAGAAAUGAUCAAACACCAUUGAAAACUGUUGAAGAAGCGUUGCAAUCUCUAGAUGAACAAAUGAUCAAAUUUGAACAUCAAAAUGAAGAAAAAGAAAGACAAAAACGUCAAAAAGAACGUGAAUGGCAUUUAUAUUUGGAUGAAAUAAGUUUAUUACAAGAUAAAUUAACAACAUUGAAACAACGAAAACCAAAUAUUCAUGAUUCAAUCGAAGAUCAAUUACAUUUUAUUCGAAUACAAGAACAAGAAUUAGAUCAAUAUCAUGUAGAACUUUUGCAUUUAAAACAAAAUGGUCAAAAAUUAAUUAUUGACAAUGUAAAAAUGCCAUUACCAUCAGAAAUAAAUCUUUUACAUUCGAUGAUACAAUUUUUAAAAGAACAAUUUGAACAACAUCGUGAUCACAUUAUACGAGCUGAUAAAAAUCGUGAAUUAUAUUUAACAGAAAUGAAACUUUACGAUGAUUUAUUGUUAAUAUCAAUUGAACGUUUGGGACGUGGUAUACAAGGAAUAAAUAGUGAAACAUAUUCAAAAUCAUUGCAUGAUCAUAUAGAAUAUUUUGCAAAUAUGGAGAGUAAACGACAUAAUCUUAAUAUUCUCUAUGAAAGCUUAGAUCGAGAUACGAGACAACGUUAUUCAAAAACUCAUCAUCAAGAUCUUGAUAGAAAAUCAAAUGAUAUACAAGAUAAGAGUCGUACGCUAACAAUUCGUUCUGAACAAAUAUUAAAAAAUUGGCGUGAAUACGAAAAUCGUUUAGAAGAAAUUAAACAAAUUCUAUCAGCAAUAAAUCAUCAGAUACCAUCAAUAAAACGCAAUAUUCCAUUUGAUCAAAUACAACAUACAUUUCUUAUUUACAAGGAAUUAAAACAACGUCUUUGUCAUGUUGAAUCAGAAAUUUUACAUUUGAAUGAUGACAUUAAUCAAUUAUGUAGUGAAAUAAAUGCGACAACCUUACAAUCGGAAUUUCAAUAUGUCAGAGAUCAAUUUGUGCAAUUAACAAAUGAUAUUAGAAAAAAAUUUGAUAUUCACAAAAGUGCAAUAAAUCUGGCAAAUGAUUUGAAGCGACAUUUAUCGACAUUAGAAGAAACAUUAAUUCAUUGUGUAACAGAUAUGAAAAUACUACAUGAUGGCAAUUCAAAAGAUAUUAAUAUUCUUAAACAACAAUUAAAUAAAUUAUUAGAUGUUCAAAAACGAUUAGAUAAUCAUGAUGAUUACCGAUUACAAGCGUCAGAUUUAAUUCAACGAUUAUCAGUAUACAACAUGUACGAUCUUGAUCCAUUACACACAUCAUUGGAAAACAUAAAUCACAAAUGGAAUAUAUUAAAGUCUGAUGUCAUUCGUGCUGAAACUAAUAUACAACAGAGUUUAAUAAAUAACUUACCAUCUCUUCAAGCGUCUAAAGAAAUGUUAUUAUUUACCGAUACAAUGAAACGAUAUUUGGAUGAAGAUCAUGGUGCAUUGAUUGCAAAUCAAGAAACCGUUCAGAAACUUUUAAAACGAUAUCGUGAUAUGCGUGUUGAUGUAGUAAAUCGACAAUUGACAAUUGAUUUUCUAAAUGAAUCAUUUCAACGAGAAGCGAAUGCUGAUUUAACGGGAAUUGAACAUAUAGAUCAAAUUAAACAAAUCAAUAUUGACUGGAUUAAAAUAAAAUCACUUAUUUCAGCUAGAAUAGAUACAUUGGAACAUUUGAAUAAACAAUUCAAUGAAUUUGAUCAAACUGUUCGAACAUUGGCCGACUGGGUACAAGAGCAAACAAUUGAUCUUGAUUUUAUGAAAAAUAGAAAAUUUGAAUCGGGUUUGAAAGAUAAUUUACGUAAAUGUGAUGAAUUAGAAUAUCAAUUGACAACAAAACAACAAGUAUUAUCAUCAUUAAAAAAUUAUACAGAUCGUAUGAGUAGUCAUUAUUCAUCUAGUUUUCGUAUUAUUGAUCAAGAUGGUAGAAUUAGUAAUUUAAAACAAAUGCUCGAUCAUUUAACACCAUCUAUUGAUAGUUUAAAAUCAAAAUCAAAACAUAUUCUAAAUGAUUGGCAAGAAUAUAAUCGUCUAUUAUUAAAUAUUGAAAAAGUUUUAAGAGAAGCUGAAUUAGAAAUUGAACAUGUUGAAAUGAGUGCAAUGAAUGUAGAUACAUACGAAAUGUGUACAAGAAAAGCACAGGAACAUUUACAAGUGAUGACAUUGCAAAAAAGUGAUCUAGAUGAAAUAAAUCAACAGAGUCAUCAAUUAUCAUCUCAAUGUGAUAGUAGUACAUCGACAAAAAUAAACGAUAUAACACAUCGUAUCAAUAAAAAAUGGAAAGAUAUUGAUAUGAGACUACAACAAUUAAUAAAUCCAUCAAAAGAUAUUGUCAAUGAAUGGCGAAAAUUUAAUUCAUCUUAUAUUGAAUUACUUGAUCGUCUAGGUGAAUUAGAAGCAAGAUGGUAUUCAAUUCAACGAGAAAAAUUUACAUCUGAAACAGAAACAUUAUUAGAAAAAGCAAAAGAUUUUCAAUCUCGUUUACAACAAAUUGAUAUUGAUGUUUUACAAUUAAAUGAACGUUCACAAAAUUUAUGUCAACAUUUACCACAAAUAGCCUCUAAAAAAAUUCAUACUCAAUAUAUUGUUAUUAAAAAUCAAUAUGAUGAAUUAAAAAUAUAUCGUGAUAAAUUAUUAAUUGAUUUUAAUCAUAUUAAACAACGUGAUGAAAUAUUUACUGCUCAUUUAAGUGAAAUAGUAUCAACAAUUCAAUUUGUUCAAACACAAUUAAAACAACAUAAUUAUGAUAAAGAAAAUACAGAUGAUUAUUUAAAAGAAUUAAAUGAAUUAGAUCAACGUUUAAUAUCACAAAAUAAUUUAAUACAACGUUUAAAUUCAUCUGAAUUUAUUUUAUAUACAUUACAUGCUAAACGUUUAAGAGAAAUAACAAUUGAAUUUUAUCAUUUAAAAGAAUUAUUAAAAACAAAAAUUAAACAAAAUGAAUUAUUUUUAUAUGAUAAAUUAAAUUUUUCAAAACGUUGUGAAAAAUGGAAUGAUUAUAUUAAAGCAAUUGAAAUAAAUUUAAAUAUGAUAACAAAUAAUAUGAAAACAAAUUAUCAUGGUCUAUUAGAAAUUGAUCAUAAUUUAAAUCAAAUAUUAAAUGAUUUUAAUAUAAGACAAACAGAAUUAAUACAAUUAUUAAAUGAAGGUAAAAAAUUAAUUGAACAUAAUUUAAUUGAAAAUAAAAAAAUAUAUUUUGAACAAAUAUUAUCUAAAUUAGAACAACGUUGGCAACAUAUUAUUAAUAUUGUUAAUGAAAAACAAUUAUUUAUUAAAGAAUUAAUUAAAAAAUGGAUGUUAUAUCAAAAUUUAAUUGAACAAUAUUAUCAUUUAUUAAAACAAAAAUAUGAUCAAACAAUAAUAUUAUCAGUAAAACAAACAAAAAUAACAAUAAAUCAAAUAAAACAAGGAAAUUUUUCAACAUUAAAAAAUAAUGAUGAAUUAAAACAUUUUCUUGAACGUAUUUAUGAUGUUAAUAGACAAUUAAUUACACAUUCCGAUUUAAAUACAGUGACUCUGUUAGAAACAGAAUGGACAGAUUUAGAAAAGUCAGCCAAUGUGUAUCCUGUACGACGAUUGUAA